AUGGGGGACCCGGCCGAUGGGCGCGAACGAGUAAGUAAAGUUGAUGCCGUAGAUAUAGAUGAAAGCGAUGCCGGCCCAGCCGGCGGGCUUGUUUGUCCGGAGGGAGCCGCCGAGGCCGCCGAUGAUGGCGCCGACGAUGAAGAACAAACCGCAGAGGGAGGGGGAUUCGGCCGACCUUGUCGAUAUCACCCUAAUCUCCAAAUUGAACUGCUGGAAAACCUUGAUGCUGCAUUCGGGGGACACGAGGCCGACGUUCUGGGCGUCGAAGAGCGAGAUACUCUGCUUGCCGGGGAACUUCUUGCGGUUGAUGGACUCGUCGAAAAAGACCUCAGCCUCGAUGCCGCGAUACUCGGCGGGCUUAGGCGCCUUAUGUCAGGUAUCUGGUCGUUCCAUGAAAGUCAACCAACUUCCUUUCUCGACAUGUCGGUUUCGAAAUGUGAUCUAUUUCCGGAUGAGAAAACCCUGGGCACCAUCUUCUCAGGCGUCGACCUCAAGCCCGCCGACUGCAACAUCAUCUCCCACACGUUCGACACAUGUACGUUCAGCAUCCACCCCGAGGCCGCCGCUCUCCCCGGCCAUCCAAAGGAUCUUCUUGUCCGGCUGGAAGCAUCGUCAGGACGUGGUUUGCACCAGCUAGCGGCCAUCCAGAAGCUCGCGCAAGCUCAACUACCCGAUCUCGUCCCUCACGUCGUGGUUGUUGGUACCACGACGACCGAGGACGGGAGACGGGUUGAGUACGCCGUGUCGGAGUACUUCACAGGAACCAUUCCGCUUGAGGAGGUAUGGGACGCUCUUGGUCCAGACGAUCAGAUGCACUUAGUGGAUUCGGUGGCUUCUGCCGUGGAGAAGCUUCAGAUGAUAGACCACGAUAUCCAUGAAGCUGGCACGCAACCCGGCCAUGCGCCAAUCGGCGGCCCGCGGAGCGGAGAUUUCCCUGAAAUCAAGCAUUUACUAAGAGGAAUACUCCAAGAAAGCGAGCCAAUGUCACGCAACUACACUCUUCGGGAGGUCGAUGGGGGUGGUGUCAUACUCGAAUCGGCGUUUGCAGACAUCGGCCGGGCCGAGUUGACAAACGCAGACCUCGACGAGCUCAAGCGCCACGUCGUCUUCUGCCACAACGACCUCGAGCCACGCAACAUCCUCGUCAGGCCGCGAUUAGCAGAGGGCACGAGCCCAUGCUACGAUCUGGCCGCCAUUGUCGACUGGGAGAUGGCGGGCUUCUACCCCUUUGCCUACGAAUACGGACUCAAGGACAACGUCCUCGGCCUCUCCAAUCUCUCGCUCAGCUGGUAUUUCUUAUUCAAAAAGCGGACCUCUCGCCUGUUGCCUCAUAACCAGUGCCAUUCAAAGUUGAUACAAGCCCUUCGGGUCAUUAGUCAGUCGAAAAGGAGAAGUAUGACAAGGAACGUCGGCGUUCGGUUUCAGGAGAAGUGGGUGGCGGCUCACAGUCUAAAGCCAUCUCUGGAUAUUCGUCGCGGCUGGGUUCGUAAGGCUGAUAUCAAGGCUCCUGUCAACUUCACUAAAGCAGACAACGAAAAUCUUGAGCUGGAGGUUCUGAGGGAAUUGGGCCAUGUUUGA
This is a messenger RNA of Colletotrichum higginsianum IMI 349063, 1578 nucleotides long. RefSeq lists its product as uncharacterized. Lineage: Eukaryota; Fungi; Ascomycota; Sordariomycetes; Glomerellales; Glomerellaceae. The transcript is spliced from 3 exons. The record is from RefSeq and is a predicted model, not a curated record. Bases 1 to 1578 code for a protein of 525 amino acids.